Cucurbita moschata (crookneck pumpkin) is the source of this 3399-nucleotide messenger RNA. RefSeq lists its product as uncharacterized. Lineage: Eukaryota; Viridiplantae; Streptophyta; Magnoliopsida; Cucurbitales; Cucurbitaceae. The transcript has a single exon. The coding region runs from base 1 to 3399 and encodes 1132 amino acids. The record is from RefSeq and is a predicted model, not a curated record.
AUGAAGUCAAUAGUAAGAGAUGUCAUUACCAAGCUUGGUUUGGGUUCUAAGAGAUUUGUUUCAGGGGGGCCAAAUCAGAUGUUCCCUCCUGAAACUCCUCUGCACAAUCUUGGUUCCAAGAGACUUGUUCCGGGUGGGCCAAAUCAGAUGUUCCCUCCUAGAACUCCUCUGCACAACCUUGGUUCCAAGAGACUUGUUCCGGAUGGGCCAAAUCAGAUGUUCCCUCCUGAAACUCCUCUGCACAACCUUGGUUCCAAGAGACUUGUUCCAGAUGGGCCAAAUCAGAUGUUCCCUCCUGAAACUCCUCUGCACAACCUUGGUUCCAAGAGACUUGUUCCGGGUGGGCCAAAUCAGAUGUUCCCUCCUCGAACUCCUCUGCACAACCUUGGUUCCAAGAGAUUUGUUCCGGAUGGGCCAAAUCAGAUGUUCCCUCCUAGAACUCCUCUGCACAACCUUGGUUCCAAGAGACUUGUUCCGGAUGGACCAAAUCAGAUGUUCCCUCCUGAAACUCCUCUGCACAACCUUGGUUCCAAGAGACUUGUUCCGGAUGGGCCAAAUCAGAUGUUCCCUCCUGAAACUCCUCUGCACAACCUUGGUUCCAAGAGACUUGUUCCGGAUGGGCCAAAUCAGAUGUUCCCUCCUGAAACUCCUCUGCACAACCUUGGUUCCAAGAGACUUGUUCCGGAUGGGCCAAAUCAGAUGUUCCCUCCUGAAACUCCUCUGCACAACCUUGGUUCCAAGAGACUUGUUCCGGAUGGGCCAAAUCAGAUGUUCCCUCCUGAAACUCCUCUGCACAACCUUGGUUCCAAGAGACUUGUUCCGGAUGGGCCAAAUCAGAUGUUCCCUCCUGAAACUCCUCUGCACAACCUUGGUUCCAAGAGACUUGUUCCGGAUGGGCCAAAUCAGAUGUUCCCUCCUGAAACUCCUCUGCACAACCUUGGUUCCAAGAGACUUGUUCCGGAUGGGCCAAAUCAGAUGUUCCCUCCUGAAACUCCUCUGCACAACCUUGGUUCCAAGAGACUUGUUCCGGAUGGGCCAAAUCAGAUGUUCCCUCCUGAAACUCCUCUGCACAACCUUGGUUCCAAGAGACUUGUUCCGGAUGGGCCAAAUCAGAUGUUCCCUCCUGAAACUCCUCUGCACAACCUUGGUUCCAAGAGACUUGUUCCGGAUGGGCCAAAUCAGAUGUUCCCUCCUGAAACUCCUCUGCACAACCUUGGUUCCAAGAGACUUGUUCCGGAUGGGCCAAAUCAGAUGUUCCCUCCUGAAACUCCUCUGCACAACCUUGGUUCCAAGAGACUUGUUCCGGAUGGGCCAAAUCAGAUGUUCCCUCCUGAAACUCCUCUGCACAACCUUGGUUCCAAGAGACUUGUUCCGGAUGGGCCAAAUCAGAUGUUCCCUCCUGAAACUCCUCUGCACAACCUUGGUUCCAAGAGACUUGUUCCGGAUGGGCCAAAUCAGAUGUUCCCUCCUGAAACUCCUCUGCACAACCUUGGUUCCAAGAGACUUGUUCCGGAUGGGCCAAAUCAGAUGUUCCCUCCUGAAACUCCUCUGCACAACCUUGGUUCCAAGAGACUUGUUCCGGAUGGGCCAAAUCAGAUGUUCCCUCCUGAAACUCCUCUGCACAACCUUGGUUCCAAGAGACUUGUUCCGGAUGGGCCAAAUCAGAUGUUCCCUCCUGAAACUCCUCUGCACAACCUUGGUUCCAAGAGACUUGUUCCGGAUGGGCCAAAUCAGAUGUUCCCUCCUGAAACUCCUCUGCACAACCUUGGUUCCAAGAGACUUGUUCCGGAUGGGCCAAAUCAGAUGUUCCCUCCUGAAACUCCUCUGCACAACCUUGGUUCCAAGAGACUUGUUCCGGAUGGGCCAAAUCAGAUGUUCCCUCCUGAAACUCCUCUGCACAACCUUGGUUCCAAGAGACUUGUUCCGGAUGGGCCAAAUCAGAUGUUCCCUCCUGAAACUCCUCUGCACAACCUUGGUUCCAAGAGACUUGUUCCGGAUGGGCCAAAUCAGAUGUUCCCUCCUGAAACUCCUCUGCACAACCUUGGUUCCAAGAGACUUGUUCCGGAUGGGCCAAAUCAGAUGUUCCCUCCUGAAACUCCUCUGCACAACCUUGGUUCCAAGAGACUUGUUCCGGAUGGGCCAAAUCAGAUGUUCCCUCCUGAAACUCCUCUGCACAACCUUGGUUCCAAGAGACUUGUUCCGGAUGGGCCAAAUCAGAUGUUCCCUCCUGAAACUCCUCUGCACAACCUUGGUUCCAAGAGACUUGUUCCGGAUGGGCCAAAUCAGAUGUUCCCUCCUGAAACUCCUCUGCACAACCUUGGUUCCAAGAGACUUGUUCCGGAUGGGCCAAAUCAGAUGUUCCCUCCUGAAACUCCUCUGCACAACCUUGGUUCCAAGAGACUUGUUCCGGAUGGGCCAAACCUUGGUUCCAAGAGACUUGUUCCGGGUGGGCCAAAUCAGAUGUUCUCUCCUGAAACUCCUCUGCACAACCUUGGUUCCAAGAGACUUGUUCCGGAUGGGCCAAAUCAGAUGUUCCCUUCUGAAACUCCUCUGCACAACCUUGGUUCCAAGAGACUUGUUCCGGGUGGGCCAAAUCAGAUGUUCCCUCCUGAAACUCCUCUGCACAACCUUGGUUCCAAGAGACUUGUUCCGGAUGGGCCAAAUCAGAUGUUCCCUCCUGAAACUCCUCUGCACAACCUUGGUUCCAAGAGACUUGUUCCGGAUGGGCCAAAUCAGAUGUUCCCUCCUGAAACUCCUCUGCACAACCUUGGUUCCAAGAGACUUGUUCCGGAUGGGCCAAAUCAGAUGUUCCCUCCUAGAACUCCUCUGCACAACCUUGGUUCCAAGAGACUUGUUCCGGAUGGGCCAAAUCAGAUGUUCCCUCCUAGAACUCCUCUGCACAACCUUGGUUCCAAGAGAUUUGUUCCAGAUGAGCCAAAUCAGAUGUUCCCUCCUGAAACUCCUCUGCACAACCUUGGUUCCAAGAGACUUGUUCCGGAUGAGCCAAAUCAGAUGUUCCCUCCUGAAACUCCUCUGCACAACCUUGGUUCCAAGAGACUUGUUCCGGAUGGGCCAAAUCAGAUGUUCCCUCCUGAAACUCCUCUGCACAACCUUGGUUCCAAGAGACUUGUUCCGGAUGGGCCAAAUCAGAUGUUCCCUCCUGAAACUCCUCUGCACAACCUUGGUUCCAAGAGACUUGUUCCGGAUGGGCCAAAUCAGAUGUUCCCUCCUGAAACUCCUCUGCACAACCUUGGUUCCAAGAGACUUGUUCCGGAUGGGCCAAAUCAGAUGUUCCCUCCUGAAACUCCUCUGCACAACCUUGGUUCCAAGAGACUCGUUCUGGGUGGGCCAAAUCAGAUGUUCCCUCCUGAAACGCACAAAUUAUAUGUUCCCUCCUGA